Messenger RNA from Lithohypha guttulata, 813 nucleotides. RefSeq lists its product as uncharacterized. The transcript has 3 exons. The record is from RefSeq and is a predicted model, not a curated record. Gene Ontology annotation, molecular function: oxidoreductase activity. Bases 1 to 813 code for a protein of 270 amino acids. Gene Ontology annotation, cellular component: cytosol. Lineage: Eukaryota; Fungi; Ascomycota; Eurotiomycetes; Chaetothyriales; Trichomeriaceae.
AUGUCUUCCGCUGCGAGCAAACGCCUGGAAGGCAAGACUGUCCUGAUUACAGGCGCCUCAUCUGGCAUUGGCAAGUCAACAGCUCUGGAAUUCGCUCGCACCGCGCCCAAAUCCCUGAAGUUGAUCCUAACUGCACGACGAAUCGAUGCUCUCAAGGCUUUGGCAGAGCAGAUCAAGAGCGAGGUUGGGGACGGCGUCCAAUGCCUGCCAGUACAGCUGGAUGUAUCGAAGCCCAGCGAGAUUGUAUCCUGCAUCUCCAAUCUACCUGCCGAGUUCAAAGAUAUCGACGUACUAGUCAACAAUGCUGGGCUGGUAAAGGGUGUAGACAAGAGUCCUGAAAUCAAAUCAGAUGAUAUCGAGGUAAUGUUUGCGACGAACGUCACAGGUCUCAUUACCAUGACUCAAGAGGUAAUGAAGGGCAUGAUGAAGCGUGGAGAGUCAGGGCAGGGCGAUAUCAUUAUGAUCGGGUCCAUUGCUGGCAGAGAAGGCUAUCCUGGUGGUAGUAUCUACUGCGCAACCAAGGCCGCUGUGCGGACGUUCACAGAUGCCUUGAGGCGUGAGCUUGUCGCGACCAGGAUCAGAGUACUUGAGGUCGAUCCUGGUCAAGUCGAGACGGAAUUUUCCGUUGUCAGGUUUAAUGGCGAUAAAGCCAAAGCGGACGCUGUGUAUAAGGGAGUCGAUCCACUGACGCCUGACGAUAUCGCCGAGGUCAUUGUCUUUGCAGCCAGCAGGCGAGAGAACGUGGUCGUCGCCGACACGUUGAUCUUUCCCAAUCACCAGGCUGCAGCAACAGUCAUGCAUAGAAAGUCAUGA